Metarhizium acridum CQMa 102 is the source of this 1527-nucleotide messenger RNA. NCBI's taxonomy places the organism in Eukaryota, Fungi, Ascomycota, Sordariomycetes, Hypocreales, Clavicipitaceae. The record is from RefSeq and is a predicted model, not a curated record.
AUGGACCCGACCAACCCGCCGAAGAAGCCCUGUAACAACUGUCGGCGACAACGGCUCCGGUGUGACCGUUCAUACCCGCACUGCAACAAAUGUACUGCCGCUGGAAAGGAAUGUCUUGGAUAUGGAAAACUGUUUCGCUGGACGGGCGCUGUCGCAAGCCGCGGCAAGCUUGCUGGGAGGACGUCGAGUGCUCCUGUAGACGCAGCUGUAAAGACUGCGGCUCGAGCAACAAGAGUGGCCGGAACGAAGGCUGAUGAUUUCUUCACGUCGAGCAACUCGCCUCCUGCUUUGUGUAGCGAUGCAGGGACUUCAGUGGAGAUGUCCAUGGCAGAAUAUGAGGGUGAUGUGCAACUGGUUUUAAGAUCACCAUCGCCAGAGACUGUUGUUACCAGUCCAUGGGCUCUGGCAGAUCCUCUGUAUCAGGAUAUGGAGUAUUCUCAUCGGUAUUACCUGUCGUAUUUCGCUGCGUCAGCGGCACACAUGUCGAAUUUGGUUCGUGCUCCGCUGGCGUAUCACCUGAAGGAGGUAGACGACAGGAUUACUGCGGGCAUUGAACAAGUAUCGCGUCGUGCACUACAGGAUGCGCUGGUCGCUAAAUCCAAGGCUUUAACCCUGAUGCGCGGUGCGGUGGAAAACAUCAACACAACUAGAGGCGAUGUUGUGCUUGCUGCCGCUCUUUUCUUCAUCAACGUCGAGUUGAUUGAGUCGGGGAAACACGGCUGGAAAGCUCACCUUGAGGGGGCUGGGAGAAUUAUGUCCUUGUUACAACCUGAUACUGUGGCGGAUACUGCGUUACGAGACUACAUACUGUCCGAUUGCUUCAUCUACUUCAUCCUGGCCUCUGCAUUCAUGCCUGCGGCCUCGUUCGACACCCAAUCCUACUUCCAGCCAUCUCAAAUUCCUUACAUACUUCAAAAAGCAGCAGCCAACAGCUACCUCUGCUGUCCUCCUGAAAUUCUCACCAUUCUACAUUCGGCUUCCCAAUUAUCCAACGUGUCUCCCGACAUCGCUUCCGAAGAAGACGUCAGGGCAGCAGGUCUAGCCCUCAUUCAGCAAGCUCAAGCCUUUGACAUCGAUGGGUGGGCCAACGAUGUUCGAAAUAUGUCUUAUCUACAGGAUGCACUGAUUCAAAGCAGAAUCCACGCAGGGUCAGCUCACCGCCUUGCAGCAUGUCUAUAUAUUUUGCAGGCGAUUCCAUCUAUGAGCAAAAUUAAGGAUCACGAUGACGUGGCCGAGGCUCUGAGUCGUGACAUAUUUAAGCAUCUGUCCAGCAUUCCUGACAACGAUCCAAACUUCAAGGCUACGACUUGGCCGACUUUUAUUGCAGGAGCUGAAGCUGGCGAUCACGAUAGGAGGGAAUGGGUCAUGGACAGAUUGCAACGACUUGUCAGAUCUUGCCCCUGGGGUUUUAUAUACACCGCCAUGGAGACGUUGCAAGUCAUUUGGGACCUGGACAAAAAGGGUCAAGGGACCAAGAGCUGGGUUCAGACGUUAAAGGACCCACAGAUGAACUUCCUUAUGGUAUGA